Molecule: messenger RNA, 2719 nt
Organism: Ichthyophthirius multifiliis
Lineage: Eukaryota; Ciliophora; Oligohymenophorea; Hymenostomatida
Exons: 2
Source: RefSeq, a predicted model, not a curated record
UGAGUGCUUUUUGGAUAUUUUUAAAGAUACGGGAGUUGUUUUGGACUAUUUUUAGGAUAUUUAGGGAGGUGUUUAAUAUGUUAAAAAUAAAAUGGCUAGUUUAAUGAAAUGCUUUUAGUUAAUUUUUAUGGAAAUUUUUAAUUUUCUUAAAAUAUAGGGAAAUGUGGAUGCUUAAUAAUUGAUAAAAAUGAAAACAUAUACUGUAGAAAUUGUAAGAGUUAUUAAUAAAUUGGGAGAAAGUAAUGAUAUUUUUCCGUUUCUUUUUUAAAAAGUUAAUAGUAAUUAAUCAUAAUAUCUAAAUUAAGAAAUUUCUGAGGUAUUUAUGGAUUCUUUUUUAAUCGAAAUUCGAAAAAAUUAUAAAUUAAAUGAUAAUUGUGCUUUGAAAAUUUUUUUAGGUAAAAAUUUUGACUUUUAUUAUUAGAAAAAAAAUGAAUUUUUAAGUUUUUUUUCGAAAAAGAAAUAAAAAUUAUGUAUCUAAAUAAUAAUAAUGUUAAAGAAAUUAAAUAUGAUAUUUUUUAAAUUAAAGAGAGUAUUUUUUAGGGAUUUUCAAAUGAAUAAAAAGCUAAUUUAGGUCUAAGUCUUUCAAAUUAAUUAUUUGGAAUGUUAAAUUAAGAAAACAUUAAGGAAGAUGAAGAUGUGGAAGACUAUUUUUGUGUUUUGGAGUUUAUUUUGAAACUUUUUGAGACUUUUAAUAAAUCUUAUGACUUAAAAAUAAACAAUAUUCUAUUUAAUGUUGCUAACAAAGUAUUAAAUAUAUCCCUAAUGCUUAUUUUAAUUAAAAGAGAAAUUUCUAUUAAGCUUUUAAUUGAAAAAAAAGUAAUUUUCAUCUGUAAAUAUAUUUGUUAGAUAAAUGAAAAUUUCAGAUAGACUUUAAGCUUGUAGAUUUUUAGUAUUAUUUAUGAAGUUUUAAAUCAUAAGGAUUUAUAUCUGUAUACAUUAGAAUUUUCUAUUAAAUAUUUUUUGAUUAAAUAAAGAUUUUUAUUAUAUCAUAAUAUUGAUAUAAGUUAAUUUUAAUAAGAUUUUAAGAAUUUAUGUUCAAAAGGUCCUAAAGAUGUAGUCAAGGUGUUCAAGAAAAUAUGUAUAAUUGAAAGAAGAAAUAAAAAGAAGUUAGAGUGUAAAUUAAAGCCAGAUUAUUAGAGAAAAUUUCAUUAUAUUUAUUAGUUUACGGAAUAAGAGAAGUGCCUAUUUAAUUAACUUUAUGAAAUUUGCUCGAAAAAUGAACAAAAAAAAGAAUUUUUGUAAGAUUAUGAUGAGUUAAAUUGGGAAAAUAUAAAUACAAAAGUAAUGAAUAAAUAUGUUUUUGGUUAAAUAAUGUAAAAUUUAUUCAUAUAUUACCCAUGUUUGUCUGAAAUAAUGACUCAGGAGAAGAAAUAUAGGAAAAUUUUUGUUGAUUUUAUGUUAAAAGAUAGCUUGGGAAACUGCAAGUAAUUCAUAGUUUAGUUUUUUGUGAGUGUUUAUAUAUAAAAGCAUAAUUUAGAUUUGUUAGAAAAAUAUUGGGAAAAAUAUAUGAGAAAAAGUGAGAAAAUUGUUGAGAAAAUAUUCAUCAAAAUCGAAAAAUAUGAAAAAUUAAUGCUGUAUUUAUAAGUUUUGGAAUGUCUUUUUGAAAGUGGGAGCUAUUUUAGAUUUUUCGAAAAGAAAAAUAAUGAAAACAUGAAGGAGUUUUUGGAAAAAAUACUAAUGAAAAUGCUUUUUUUGGGAAAAAAAGAUGAGAAUUUAUUUUCUUUUUUAAAUUUGCCUUAAAUUUAUGCCGUUUUAUAUAAUAAUUAUAUAAACUAGAUUUUAAAAAAUGUCUUUAAAUAAAAUUAAAAAGACGCUUAUUAAAUUUAUAUAUUUGGAAGAGAAAUAAAAUAACUUUUUUAUUCAUAAAAUGCAGAUUUUUCGCAUUUUUUUGAUGUGCUAAAUUUUAUCUUUCAAAAUGAAAAUCAUAAUUGCAUUGAUUAUUCUUAAAAAAACAAAAAAGAAACUUUUUAAGAAUAAACCCCUAUUAUAAAUUAAUAAGACUUCGAAUUUUUAUAAGAGGAUAAUUUAUAAUAAAAUGAAUAAAAAAAACAAUAAAACUCAUAAAAAAAAACAGAACGAAAAAUGAACACUUAAAUGAGUUUUAAGGAAAAGGAAAAGCAGAAGGACCCGUAUUUUAAAUAAACUAUACAUAAUAGAGUAAAUUAGGAUUCGUUUAAUAAGCAAAAAUAAGCAGUUAAACAUAUAUAAAAGUGGUAGCUUAAUAAAUAUAGUAUUAAAAUCUCAAAAAAGAGCAUGUUUAUGAAAUUAAAAAAUUAAAUGCUUAUUAUAGAAAUAAAUGGAAAAAUACGUAUUCAUAAUUUGUUAUAAAUUAGGCAAAUUUAAGUGGAUUUUUAAUCAAUUUAUAUAGUAAAAUUAUUUAUGAGAAAUUCGUUUUAUAUAAGGAAUUGUUUGAAAUAUCUGUUUUGGUAUAGGAUUUGGAAGAUUUUGAAGAUAGCUAAGUUAAUAGUUCAUCUAAAAAAUAAAAAAAGAAAGUUUCUUCAAUUAAAAAGGGAAGUAAAGAAAAAUAGAAUUUAAAUUAGAAAAGAAAAGAAGAAGAAAAUACUAGUAUUUAAAAAAAAAAAAGUGUAGAAGAAACAGAGGAAGAUAGUGAAGAAUUUUUAAAUAUAGAAAAAAACAAAUAAAUAAUAAAUCUAAUUAAAAAUUCGAAAAAUAAGAAGAUUUUGAUAAAGCUUAUUAAAGAUGUAUUUAUGGAAGAUAU